AUGUCACCCCAAGCGUCUCUGAGGAGAGACUCUGCGUCGCCCACCCCCAGCUCAACAUCCUCCGUCUUCUCAACCUCAACCUCAAAUAUCCUCACUGCCGCCUCAAGUGUCAUGUCCGUCUCUCCAACUCCUACAAAGCAGCACUCUCCAGGGCCGGCAUCCGCAUCUGCAUCCGCCCUACAGACUGCAGACCCGAUGUCGAAACCCUCUUCCGUGCAGAAGCUCGACGUCACGACCAACUUCUCCUACUGCACCCCAACAUCGCUCGCAUUCUUCAAGGAGCUAGCAUGGGAGCAAACGCCCUGGAUCCGGCGCUCCACUAACACCAAGAUGACUAACCCCAUCCUCCCAGAAGACGCCGCCCAGAUCUCAAAACACCUAGAAGUUGACCAAGAAGCCAUCGAGCACGCGCUUCUCUUCGGCUCAACAUCAACAGAUCUGCAGCUCUUCGUCAUCUUCCCGCACGCCACCGACUAUGCGGUGAUCAACGAGCGCUUCCUGACAAUUUGGCACGACGAGAUUGUUAAACCUGCCUUCGACCGCGCGUGGAAAGACAGCGGUCUCGUACGCAUCCAUGGCGCCAUGCUCGAGAGCAGGGUGCGCAUCCUUCCUCCCAAGGGCGUCAGGACGGAGAACGACGCGCUGCCCGCAAGCGACAUAAUUCGGCGUUUCCGUCUGAACUCGACCCAGAUACAUGCCCAAAACUGGCCGUCCGGGAACCCCGCGAUCAUGCAUGACGCUUGGGAGUCGAUUGCGGGUAUGCUGCGCGGGUAUCCUGGGCUGGAGGAGUACCAGGAUCCGAAGCUACUGGCGGUGUAUCGCGCGGGGAUUGAUCUUAAUGAGAAAAUGAGCACGCCGGAUUGGUAUGAGAUUGUAAGGAGGGAAUGGGAUGCGGACAUGGACGGGGAGUAUGUGGUUAAGGGGAGCUUUGGCGUACUGUUAAAAACGAGUCUGGGAAAGAAGAAGGAUGGGACGGCGGUUGUUCAGAAGAAGCGCAAGUCGACGAGAGGAUACGGGGAUGAGGAAGAGAGUAGGAAGAUAGGGAAUGAGGAAGACAGACAUCAAGCCAAGCGCCGCAAGGUGGUUGAAGACGUCUAG
Parastagonospora nodorum SN15 is the source of this 1098-nucleotide messenger RNA. RefSeq lists its product as hypothetical. Lineage: Eukaryota; Fungi; Ascomycota; Dothideomycetes; Pleosporales; Phaeosphaeriaceae. The transcript has a single exon. The record is from RefSeq and is a predicted model, not a curated record. Bases 1 to 1098 code for a protein of 365 amino acids.